UUCUAUUGACAACAUUUCGAUUUAUGGACAAGAAGAGCUUUCAAUACUAAAGAAAUCCGAAGAAGAGAGUAGGAAGAAUGUCUCUCCAGUGGCUUUCAGCAGCUGCGUUUUUAUACACAGAAAUUGCAUUAGGACUUUUGUUCUGUGCAGGAUUCAUUUCAAACGCCAGAUGGCAGAGCAUAUUUACAUCUCGUCUUUUGGCACUGGUCAAACAGUUUGGGAAUUUUUUCUUCAGUGCCUUUGUGUUGCUGUUGUUUGUCUUAUUCGUAGAUUCUGUUUUCAAUACAUAUCGUUUUUCAAAGAUCGAUACAAGAAAUGUUGACCUCCGUAAUAAUCCACAAGCAGAAAUUCAGGCUCACAUGAAGUUAUUCAGAGCACAAAGGAACCUGUAUAUAACUGGAUUCUCUUUGUUUAUGUUGAUAGUUUUACGAAGGUUGGUAACUUUGAUCUCAGCUCAAGCAAAAUUGGAAGCUUCCCAUGAAGCAAUUACGAAACAGGCAAAAGGAGCAUCAGAGCAAGCCAAGAAGCUAAUGGAUGAGAACGAAUCAUUAAGAAAGGGAAAACGUGCACAAACAUCUGACAGUGAGGAAUCAGAAAGCACAAACGACAAUGGCAAAUUAUUGAAACAAAUCGAGGCUUUGAAGGAAGAUCUUAAAUCAAGUGAAGAGAGAUAUGAGAAGAGUGAGAAGAGCUUAUCAGCCAUGAAAGCGCAAGCAGAGGGCUUACACAAAGAAUACGACCGCCUUUUGGAAGAGCACAACAUUUUAGAGAAAAAACUAUCCAUCGCAGGCGUUGGUUCUACCGAUUGUCAUAGCGAAGGCAAGAAAGACAGUUAAACGUAACACGUGUGAUCGGGACAUGAAAAUUCAGAUGAGGAUUGUAUAUUGAUAUUCAAAGUGUCAAAGUGCGAUAUCUAUAUGGUAUUGCGAGGAGUGUUUAUAGAUGUUAGCUAACUUUUCUUUAAGAAGCAAAAAAGCACCUCUUAAUCGUCACACUAGAUUGUAAUCCCCCCCUUUCCUCUCCCUUUCUUAAUGCAAAAUGCUGCCUUUUCGAGUGUCGGAAUUAGCUAGUUUUUUUGUUUCUUAUAUUUCCACACUUUGUGAUGCUGCUUCUAUUCUAUUGAUGGCUUCCUUGAGAUUUACCUAAAGUAAAGAAAUCGAACUUCGCGUAGGUUACUCAAAAGGGUAAGAUAUGUUUAAUGCUGUGUAUGUUAAUGUCACAACGUAAUUAUUCGGCUAUAGUCAGUUUCUUAUAAAAUUCUUUAGUAUAUUCUUAAUUUUCAAUAGAAAAAUAUUCUGUUUUGUUAUCUGAUCUUUGCAUUAUAUACACAAAUAUAACGUUAAAACACA
Messenger RNA from Hydractinia symbiolongicarpus, 1349 nucleotides. Its product is annotated as B-cell receptor-associated protein 31-like. Gene Ontology annotation, cellular component: endoplasmic reticulum membrane; endoplasmic reticulum. Lineage: Eukaryota; Metazoa; Cnidaria; Hydrozoa; Anthoathecata; Hydractiniidae. Bases 78 to 836 code for a protein of 252 amino acids. The record is from RefSeq and is a predicted model, not a curated record. The transcript is spliced from 7 exons. Gene Ontology annotation, biological process: intracellular protein transport; endoplasmic reticulum to Golgi vesicle-mediated transport.